Salarias fasciatus (jewelled blenny) is the source of this 2503-nucleotide messenger RNA. RefSeq names its product ring finger protein 114 (gene rnf114). The record is from RefSeq and is a predicted model, not a curated record. Lineage: Eukaryota; Metazoa; Chordata; Actinopteri; Blenniiformes; Blenniidae. The transcript is spliced from 6 exons. Gene Ontology annotation, molecular function: ubiquitin protein ligase activity. Bases 56 to 739 code for a protein of 227 amino acids. Gene Ontology annotation, biological process: ubiquitin-dependent protein catabolic process; protein polyubiquitination.
ACGUCGUCCCGGGAACGGAGGAGCUGCCGGAGCACCGACUCAGUGAAGAAAAGAAAUGGCGAUGCUCGGAGGCUUCAGCGCAGCACAGCACAAGAAAAGCGUCUCCGACGGGAACUGCGACGUCUCCGAGUUCGUCUGCCCGGUGUGUCUGGAGAUCUUCGAGAGUCCCGUCACGACACAAUGCGGCCAUACGUUCUGUCAGAGUUGUCUGCAGGAGUGUCUUCGUCCUCAGAAGCCUGUCUGUGCAGUUUGUCGCGCCACGCUGGGCCACUGGACUAAAGCCGCUGAGCUGGAUGCCCUCAUCCACUCAUCUGUGGCAGCCUGCAAGGGCUGUGGAGUUCAGGUGGGUCUGUCUCAGAUGAGAAGUCACACUGCAGCUUGUUCAAAAUACCAGGAGUAUAUCGAGGAGGGAGUGAGGACCACAGCCCAGAGUCAGCCUGCCAUCAUCAGUUCAGUGCCAAACCGAUACACCUUCACCUGCCCCUACUGUAACUGCCAGAACCUGGACCAGGAUGGCCUGGUUGAACAUUGCACUACCCAACACGCUCGAGAUUCACGCCAAGUGGUGUGUCCGAUCUGUGCCUCAAUGCCUUGGGGAGACCCGAACUACAUUAGUGCAGACUUUUUCCAGCACCUGAAGAUCAGACACACUUUCUCCUAUGAUACUUUUGUUGAUUACUCCACAGAUGAGAACACAAUGAUACAGGAGGCUUUACAGCGCUCCCUACUGGACAACUGAAGCAUGACGCCCAUUCCGCCAGGAGGACACACACGAAUCAUCUUCAGUCAGGCAUGGGGACAGUGGGUAAUUAUUUUCAUAGGAAACUGCUAUUGUAAACUAUGAAAAUAUAGGUUUAUUAUUGAUUAAAUAAAUCUUGCAAUAUGGUUAUAAAGGCAUAUUGUACUGUUUGUUUUGGGGUGAUAGUGUGUUUCUGAUGUGAUAAUCUCUUUUCUCCUCCCCCAACUGAAUCUGUAGACUUGAUAGUUUUGUUGAUCAUCUACUAAACAGUUUUGUCACGCUGUCCAUUCAUUGAUGACAUGGUGUCAUUUAGCCAAAAACUUCCAAAGUCGUGAUUAAAACUCCCUGUUGUCAAUACUUGAUGUUAUAUAAGGGUUUGACCACUAGGUGGCUAGCUAUUGCCAGUAAUUGAGAAACUUCACUCCCUGAAGUCUUCCGGUAGUGACGGACAAUAAUAUAUAAUAUUCUAUUCAAGAGUGACUCUGCAUGUUUUACUCUUAAGAGAGAGAAAAGGGGGAAUUUUGUAAAACGUCAUUGUUUUUGAUUUCAUGUUUGUGCGUAUGAUGAAAGCCUGUGUGUGUUCUUCCUGUUUUCAGAGAUCUACUGGAAAGAAUAAAUAAUAUGAGGGUCAAACAUAAGCCAGAGAUGGCAGUUAUGUGUUUUUGUAAGGUUUCUCCCUUAUGUCUUUGUGCCUGCUGGUAGAUCUUGUUUCUGACUUCCAAAUUUCAUAGGGCUAAUAGUUCAUCCUGUGACUCAGAAGAUGCAAGUAGGACAUCAUCCAGCAUUGUGAACUGGCCGAUUUGAAGAUUUUUUUUUUUCACUUCUUCCUGAGUUUUUUUUUUUUAUUAUUUUUUUUUUUACAAAUAUUAUUUCUUGCACGCUUAAUGCCACAGGAGGGCAGUAGAGUCCUUUCUCUGACCGCCCGCUGACUUCCACUGCCCUCAGCAGCCUCUCCGCUCCCACACAUCACACAGGAAACACACACUUUCAGCCCAGAUUUCACUUUGCGUGUUGUACUCCAAAUUGAGUUUUAUGUUUUGGUUUCUUCCGAAUGCAACAUGCAAAGCUGUGCUUGAGAUGUAGAAACUGUGGGUUUAUUAGUUAUUUAUCAUAGUUGAAUAAUAUAAGUUGAUAUUAAGCCUGAGUAUGGAGUCAUAAGACCAUAAAUGUGACCUACUGUAGCGUAUUUCUCAUGUCUUCUGUCUUGGAUGGUCUUUAAAAAUCUCUUCUUCAUUUUCUACAAGCUUUAUAUUUCUCAAUUAAUUCAUCAGCUCUCAAAAAAAUCAUAUUAGUUUGCAUGUAAACUCACAAGAAACUCCACUUUAACUUGGCUCAAUUUCCUUUGUUUUUGUUUUUUUUUUGCUGGAUUUGUUUUGGGGAGAUCCAUUUGAAUUGUGUGUUUUAUUUUUUUAGAUGGAUAUGUUUUUUUUUCCCCAAUAAGUUGUAAUUGUCUCACUAUACAUAUCUUCACAUGUGUUGCAUUUGUCUUCUACCAACAGGUGAUGAAAAAGUCUUACACGCAGAUUACGUAGCUCUAGAGCAGAACCUUAAUGCCUUUUCACUCAGUCUUUGGUUUCACUUCUUGCUGUAGAUGUAUUUUUUCCCCUCUCCAGUAAAGUGUGUGUUCAUUUACUAUGUGUGUAAUGUGUAAUGACUGUUUUUUUUUUUUCUUUCUCGAUAUAUCUCUCAUUCUCUUUUGUCAGCCCUACUGUCAGAGGGUGCUAAAUCCUGAUAAAUUAAAGCUCUUUAAUUAUUUAAACCCUG